UAAUGCUAUAUUUCUAUAUUUUCUUUAAUUUAUUUAUUAUACGCGUCACUCUUUAUUUAAUAUUAACAGUAAUAGUUAAAUUCUGGUGAGACAUGGUUUUCAUUAGUAAGUAACAUUUAUUAAUUAUAUAUUUUCUUUUCUUACUUGUUGAUAGAAUAUGUAUUUGUUUAUAACCAUAUUGACGGUUAACUUUAGAACAAGGACCUAUUCAUGAUUUUUAUGCGUAUGUUUUGUUUAGGUUUUAAGUAUCGGAUGACAGGAAACGUUCCAAGACCACUCAACCUGUAUUUAUAUUUCUCUGAAUACAAAAUAAAGGUUUAUCUAUCUAUUUAUUUAAACUUUCUUAUAAUAAAAAUAUAUAAUUUAAUGAGUAUGUGCCACGACGAUUUAUCAUUUAAAUUAUUGACUCAAUAUUGUUAAGACGCAAUAAGUGUUGUAAGAAAUUAAUAUAUAAUUUCAAAUGGAAUUCAAAUGCGCGCUUCUUAUAUAUCUCAAGUUUACUAAUUAAUUAACAGGUGGAGGCACCUGAGGCUGUUGAGGACAUAACAUUAAAAAUGGUAGAGAUUUUUUUUGGUAGUGUAUAUUAUUGGUAGUGAUUUAUUCUGGUAUCGAUGUAAUAUGGUUGAGUUAUUAAUGAUAGAAAACUGCAUAUCCCAAAAGUAACUAUAAAGAUGAAAAAUAAUAUUGUCUGGAUGGAUAUGGAGAUGACCGGAUUAGACAUUGAAAAUGAUAAAAUAUUAGAAAUUGCUUGCUUAGUAACAAAUGAAGAUUUAAAAAUAAUAAGCACUGAUUUUCAAAUCGUAAUACACCAACCUGAUGAUGUAUUGAAUAAAAUGAAUAGUUGGUGCAUUAGAACUCAUUCUGCGUCAGGAUUACUUGAUGCAGUAAAGAGCAGUAAAAACACAAUGCAAGAUGCCGAAAAUAAAUUAAUGGAGUUUUUGCGAACUUAUGCAGUCGAAAAAAUAACUCCAUUAGCAGGUAACACUAUUUGGAUGGACCGAAUUUUUUUACGUAAAUAUCUACCAAUUGUCGAUGAAUAUUUAAAUUAUCGAAUUAUCGAUGUAUCAACUAUCAAAGAAUUAGCACGCGCCAUGAAUAAAUCAAGACUGAAAAAAUGUAUAUUGUUUCACUGUAUGUUAUUUUUUGUUAUGCUUACAAAAUUACUGCCUGAUAUAUUAGACCGUCUAGAUAUAUUUAUAUUAGAAGUUGAAGAAUUACAAAUGCCAAAGCCUCUAUGGUGGGAGUAUAUUUGGUUAUCAAGUGUAUUAGUGCCAUUUAUUGGUCUAUCAGCGUUAAAAAAAAAUCAGAUAAAAUCAAUGACACGUUUUAUGUAUGGAAUAGUUAUUUUAGGAUUUGUACCAUUAAUUUAUGCUAUUGUUUAUUAUAUUUCUGAUGUAUGGAUUUAUUUAACUGCUGGAAAAACAGAAGAUAUACAAUUGUGGCAGGAUCUACCUUAUGGGUUAUUGUGGUAUGCAUUCAUUUUAGCUGCUUGUCAAGUACACGCAUUCUCACUGUACUUCUCAUCGAAAUUAUUAUUGGCGUGGAAAUCAAGAGGUUUAAGAAAAUUUGAUUAAAAAAAUAUCACAAAAAAAAUAAAUUUAACCAAAAUUUAUUAAUAACAAUAAAAUAAAUAAUUUGAUUAUAUAACAAAAAUUCAGAAUGUAUUUUUAAUAAUAAAAUGAAAUUAACAAUAAAUUAAUGAUAAUAAUAA
Messenger RNA from Microplitis demolitor, 1711 nucleotides. It is a transcript of the gene jagn, whose product is annotated as oligoribonuclease. The coding region runs from base 672 to 1574 and encodes 300 amino acids. The record is from RefSeq and is a predicted model, not a curated record. The transcript is spliced from 7 exons. Gene Ontology annotation, cellular component: endoplasmic reticulum membrane; mitochondrion. Gene Ontology annotation, biological process: vesicle-mediated transport; endoplasmic reticulum organization. Gene Ontology annotation, molecular function: nucleic acid binding; 3'-5'-RNA exonuclease activity. Lineage: Eukaryota; Metazoa; Arthropoda; Insecta; Hymenoptera; Braconidae.